Molecule: messenger RNA, 519 nt
Organism: Saccharomyces paradoxus
Lineage: Eukaryota; Fungi; Ascomycota; Saccharomycetes; Saccharomycetales; Saccharomycetaceae
Exons: 1
Coding region: 1-519 (172 amino acids)
Source: RefSeq, a predicted model, not a curated record
AUGGAUUUGAAAAGAGAUUGGUUACGAUGGAAAAUUACGAUAGGUAGUGGGCCAGGCAGUAUCGUGCUGGAUUUCCCAUCAUUUUUAGUAGGAUGUGCAUUCACAACAAUGAUGGGACCGAUCUUACAAAAGUUUAUAGGUAAACUUUUAGCAGGUUUAAUAACGGUAUGCAAAUUCUUAGUUAUUAUUGGAAGUAUUGUCUUUGUUAUCGGAGUUGUGUCAAAGAAAUACACAUAUGACGAUUUCAAGGUAAGCAUAAAAAGAUCGGGGAAGUCAGAUGAGUUGGAAACUGAACCAAGGAGAGCUGCGAAAACAGCAACUGUUCCAAUGGAAAAAGACGAGGGCGUAGGGUCUUAUAAUUAUUUUGAAAUACCCAUAACGAAGGAAGCGCCUACAAUUCCUUAUAUUAAUUGUGAUGAUACCAACUCACUCAGAAAGCCACCCAAAGGUGCAUCAAGCGUAGGUUUAUCCAACUCCAAUAGAUACGAAAAUUUCAUAAAUAUGGCACGACAUAAGUAG